AUGUCGAGUCAAACAACAACACAAAUCUCCGAGGUCGAGCAGCUUCGCCUCAAGGCUUCCAACAGCCCCGUCAAUGACUGGCAAACCGACCUAGCCAGAGACGGAUAUGCCGUUGUCAAAGGAGCUGUUGCAAAGGAGAAGGCUGCACAAUAUGCCGAGCGCAUGUAUCAAUAUCUAGAGGGCUUAGUCAGCGGCCUCGGAUUCGACAGAAACGAUCGCUCCACAUGGACAUCAGAGCACCUCCCUGAGAUCAACAAUAAAGGCAUGUGUCUCGAUUACGCCAUCGCACAUGAAGAUUUCGUCUGGGACGUGCGAUCAGAACCUGGUGUCGUAGGCGCAUUCGAGCAGUGGUUGAAGACAGAAGAUCUGAUCGUGUCCUUCGAUGCCGUCAACUUCGGCCUUACUGGUCGCAAGGACUUGGCCCCUAACACACCAUGGCCCCAUCAAGAUCAGGACCCCACCAAGAAUGGCUUCCGCUGUCUGCAAGGUCUUGUUAACAUCCUUCCUAACGGACCUAACGACGGAGGCCUCAUUGUAUGCAAGGGAGCUCACCUUGUCAGCGAGCAAUUCCAUAAAGAAAUGGCGUACGAAAAAGAGAAUGGCACGGCAAUCCCAGCCUGGAACCCGGAGUGGUACGGUUUCACCGACGCCGGCAUGAAGUGGUUGGCAGACAAGGGUCUCGAAUGGGUCAAGGUGUCUGGCGAGCCCGGCGACCUUUUGCUCUGGGAUUCGAGAGUACCACACUACAACCUGAGUUCUACCACCGACCAAAACCGCUUCUGCAUCUACACUUGCUACAUGCCUGUGGCUGAUGCAAGUCAAGAAGAUUUGAAGCGUAAGAAGAUUGCAUUUGAAGGCUGGUUCGGUACCACACACUGGCCUAACUGUCAGGUGAUGGGACGCAACUCCGCAAAGAGAAACGGCACACUAGACCCUUAUAACAGGACCGAGCCUGUCAACAAGCCUCAAUUGAGCGAGCGCGCGUACCGCCUUACUGGUAUCCCAUACAUCAAGGCAGAGGCAUGA
Aureobasidium subglaciale EXF-2481 is the source of this 1026-nucleotide messenger RNA. RefSeq lists its product as uncharacterized. The transcript has 3 exons. The coding region runs from base 1 to 1026 and encodes 341 amino acids. NCBI's taxonomy places the organism in Eukaryota, Fungi, Ascomycota, Dothideomycetes, Dothideales, Saccotheciaceae. The record is from RefSeq and is a predicted model, not a curated record.